Messenger RNA from Erinaceus europaeus (western European hedgehog), 2850 nucleotides. RefSeq names its product X-ray radiation resistance associated 1 (gene XRRA1). Gene Ontology annotation, cellular component: nucleus. The coding region runs from base 268 to 2658 and encodes 796 amino acids. The transcript has 19 exons. The record is from RefSeq and is a predicted model, not a curated record. NCBI's taxonomy places the organism in Eukaryota, Metazoa, Chordata, Mammalia, Eulipotyphla, Erinaceidae. Gene Ontology annotation, molecular function: protein binding.
UUAGACUCUCCGGCCGCCGGUUGCUGCCUUCCGUGUCAGCGGUCGCGUCGCGGUUACUAGGUGCUGAAGAAGCUUGUAGCCGGCGUCACCGUGGAGCGGUUUAGAGAUUCACGGGAGGGUCGCAGGCGUUCUUCCCGCCUGACCGGGGCGUCGCCUUUGCGGACACCCCGGCAGAGGAAGAGACGCCGAAGGCAGGUGAAGAAAAAGGUGAAGAAACACAAAAAAAAGGAAUUUAAGGGAUUUUUCCCGAAGUUAAAGAUAAAGGACAUGGCCUCCUCAGGAAUCUACAAGCUGGAUGACGGGAAGCCUUACCUGGGCAACUGCUUUCCAGCUAAAAAUCUGCUUCGGAAACCAGAGGAAGGGCGAGGACACUGGUCGGUAACUCGGAAAGGUACCCUCAAAAAGAAGUUGAAGGGUGUGGUUGAAGCACCAGGUCAGCAAAUCCAGAAGAAAGUUUCUUUUGAGGUCACAGGAAGGAAAGGGUUUCGACAGGAAAACCAACUGGACAAUCCUGAACGCGUCCUGGACCGGGAUUUUCUGCUGAAGCACCACUCCAUGAAGAAACCUUCAGAUCUGUGCAACAUUGAUGUGAGUGGCCUGAAGUUGUCCAAGGCUAAGGAAAAGGACUUCAAGCAUUUUCACUCCGCGAUAUACAUUAAUGCCUCAGAAAACCUGCUGCCACUAGAGGCAUUUCACACCUUCCCAAUAUUAAAAGAACUGGAGCUCGCAUUUAAUGGCAUCAAAACAGUCUACGUGAAAUAUGGAGACUUUAAGUCAUUGGAAUUCCUGGACCUGUCCUUUAACAGCCUGACUUCGGAAGCCAUCUGUGAUUUGGGGAUUCUGCCUCGACUCCGCGUCCUGCUCCUGACAGGCAAUGGGCUCACCUCCUUGCCCCCCAACUUGGCUGCUGCAGAGCAGGAACCAUCUGUAACAUCAAUGACAGGCAAAAAGUACAUCCUGAGAUUCCCAGCGCUGGAAACGCUAAUGCUGGAUGACAACAAACUGUCCAGCCCUGACUGUUUUGCCAGCCUGGCUGGGCUCAGAAGACUGAAGAAAUUAAGCCUGGAGCAGAACAGGAUUUCCAGAAUCCCCUACCUACAGCAGGUUCAGUUCCGUGAAGGCUCAAGAGAAUGGGUUGAAAGCAGGGGGAGUUCCCGGAAAGAGUCACAAUCUGUGUUGAAUCCCAAGUGGAUGUUAGAAGACUCGGAUGAACAGCCAGACUAUACUGUGCUGCCCAUGAAAAAGGAUGUGGAUCGGACAGAGGUUGUGUUCUCAUCUUACCCUGGAUUUUCAACCUCAGAGACAACCAAGGUAUGUGCACUUCCUCCCAUAUUUGAGAUUCUUCCUGUGAAGUCACUGAAAGCCAAGAACCAGAGGCUGGCCCUGCCUUUCCCAGAGCUGAGGUACCUGAGCCUGGCCUACAACAAGAUCACCAAGGAAGAAGCCAUCCUGCCUGUAGCACUCUUCCCAUCUCUCUGUGAGCUUGUCUUCCAUAACAACCCUCUGGUGACCCAUACUCGAGGAGUCCCUUCUCUGCUAAAAAGCUUCCUCCAGGAGCGACUGGGGAUCCACUUAGUUCGAAAAAAGAUUGUAAAGACUAAACAUCAUAUUUUGAUGCCUCGGAGGAAAUCCCGGAAGGUGAAAACUCAAGUCCCAAAGGUGCCAAAGCAGCCUAUAAUUCUCCAUCGUCUAUCUGCAACCAAGACUGACUCAGAGGAGAUGCUGGAGUCUGAGGCAGUGCAGACUGAGGAGCUGUCCAUUGUCAACACUCCUGUGAAGCCUGAGAUGAUGAUUGAAGGUGUGACAGGCCUUUCUGUGCGGCGCCGGGCCUUUGUGCCACUGCCUCCCAUCCACUCUGACUCCACUGUACAUAGUGAAGAGAAUUUAUCUCGCCAGAGUGACACUGCUGAUCACCUCACCACAGAGCACCUGUCAGAUGAGGACACCAAGAGCACAGAAUCCAUCUUCUUGACUCAGGUGAGUGGGCUGCCUUCCUCUGUUCUCCAGAAUGAUUAUUUAGAGACCAAGGAAAAAGACCAGAGGAGACCAUUAACAGCACCCAGAGAGGUAAAGAAGACACAGAAGAAAUCCCCAUCUACUCCUCUUCCCAGCAAGUACCAUGGUUAUGAGGAGCUGUUGACAGUCAAGCCUGAUCCGGCCUUCAUUGAGCCAAAGGGAAUCCAGAAGAACACACAGGCCUUGCAGCACAUGCUAAAGCACCCACUCCUGUACCGCUCCUCUAAGCCAAGGCUGGACAGGGUCCCCAAACGCUAUGUUCCUAAGGAGAGACAGGCCCAGAGGAUCCCUAUCCCACCCCCACGAAAGACAAGAGCCCAACUGCUGGAUGAUAUCCUCAUUCGCAUGAGGGACCCCAGGAACAUCACGGAGGCUCCACUAGGAGCUGUGCUGCGCCGGCGGGCAGAGCAGCGGCUGGUGAACCAGAAACAGUACCUGGAAGCCAAGCGACUGCUGAAGGAGUUUAGGGCGCGCUAUCAGCAGCUGAUGCGCAAUUCACUACGCUCAGCAUUAGGGGGUGUACCUCCCCAGCCAUCCCCUCCGCGCCCUGUGCUGAGCCAUAGCCACCCCAAGUUGGGCCACUUGCUAGAUUUCGUAGAUGAGUUCUCCCAGGAGUCUUUGACUGGUAACUCAAAAGGCUAGGGCCAUGCAGGGGCCCUGCUCACCCAGCCUGCGCCCACAUCUUCUCCAGGGCCUUAGCCCUUCCUCACAUGGGUCUGGGAGGCAGCUGCGGAGCACUGCUGCAGAGUGGGGAGCUGGCCUGGACUGCCUUUCCCAGGCUGGCCAGGCCUUGGCACCUGGAUCAGCAGAAUAAAGAGUGGAUGCAAAGCAUGA